UUGAAGAUGGCCAGUGAAUUCACUCUCUGUCCAGCUUGUGGAAAACUCUUCGUGGAUCCUGUUACCUUGAACUGUUUUCAUACUUUCUGUUUGAAAUGCAUGACAAACACUAAAGGAAAAUACAUUUGCUCUCUGUGUGACAAAGAGCAAAGUCAAGAAGGACAAAAUUGCUUCAAAAAAGACAAUUUUAUGGAAACAUUUUGUGACGUCAUUAGGAUGGAAAGAAAGCUCAGUGACGUAUGUUUUUCUUGUAGCGAAUCAAGUGCUGUGAAUUACUGUUUUAACUGUCAGAAAUCCUAUUGUGUAGAUUGUUCUAAGCAACAUCAAUUAGAAUGUAAUAAUACACAUAAAAUCUUACCAUUUACUUCUGUUCUCGAAUGUGGAUUUGAUAGAAGGAAAUCUCAGCCGGAUUCAUGUGGAAUUCAUCAUUUGGAUGUUUCACAAUUUUGUAUGACAUGUAAGAAACUCGUAUGUGGGGAUUGUGUGAUCUCGGGUCACAAAGGACAUUGGUGUCUUCCUACCCAGAAAGCUCUGACACAGUGUGCUACUGACAUAAAGAGAACAGCAAAAUCCUUGAAGAAUUUCCAUCAACAGAUUCACAAACAAACAAUGCUUGUGUUGGAGUAUUUAUCACUAGAAGAAAAAAGAAUUGAAAUUGAAAUUAAGCUUAUGUUUGAAAGUAUACGAAAAGUGUUAGACGAAAGAGAAAAACUAUUAAUCGAGAACAUUAAACUUGUAUUUGACAAGGAGAAGAAAAUUUUAGAAGAGCAAGAAAAAACUUCUUCCAAAAUGUGUUCCUCCGCAUCCGCUGCAAGUUCGAAGCUAACAUUCAUUAACAAGUAUGGCACUGCCACAGAGAUGUUGUCCUAUCACUCCAAGGUCAAAGACAGUGAACUAUCGACAUACAUCGAGUCCAAUGUGCAACUACUCCCAAAAGCUGUCGUGUAUCAAUCAUCCUCAUUGAUGUCUGAAAUUGACACUCUUCUUGAAAGAUUGAAUUGCGCCAUCUCUUACCAGAGAGGAGACUAUGUGAAGCGAUUAUUGAACAGUUGCAGUGACCGGCUUAAGGACACUUGCUCAAACAAGGGAGACGGAUAA
Molecule: messenger RNA, 1098 nt
Organism: Saccostrea echinata
Lineage: Eukaryota; Metazoa; Mollusca; Bivalvia; Ostreida; Ostreidae
Product: transcription intermediary factor 1-beta-like
Exons: 2
Coding region: 7-1098 (363 amino acids)
Molecular function (GO): zinc ion binding
Source: RefSeq, a predicted model, not a curated record